AUGGAAUUUCUUACGCUUAUGAUUUGGGGUGUGGAAGAUGGUGUGCCAUUUGUUCCUGAGCCUGCCCACCCUGAGCCUGAAUUAGUCAUUGUUGACGAAGAACCGGAGCUACCGCCAAUUGAUGUUCCUCUUGAAAAGAAGGUUAAGGAAGAAAAGCCACCUACACCGGCAUUUGGUGUUCCUGCUGAAGUAGAGGUCAAAGAAGAAACGGAGUCAGAAGAUAUUGACGAGGCUAUAAUUGACAUGAGCGACAAGCUACUACGCAUAACUAUAGACGAACCUUUGGAUUGGACUGUCGAAUAUCCAUUUCGUGAACCUACUCCGCCACCUCCAACGGAAUCAGUUCCACUAAUUGAAUAUUUGUGCAAGUUGAAGAAUUGUUCUCUCAAAGAACUCCAUAUUCUCUUUCAUAAUCUAGAUGAGCGCCGAGAAAUAAUUAAUCAUCUUCGCCGAAAUGUUGAAUUACGUACUUGUCAUCUCAAUCCUUGCUGCAAAAACUUUAUUGUUCACUGCAAUGAUCUGACAGUUCGAUCGGCAAGUGUGGUCCAUGCUAUGGGUGGAUAUUUGAGCAUAACGGUCCGUGGAUACUACUACAUCAAACACAAAGUCAAACUGGAGCAUCCAUAUUUGCCUUGUGUCAUUGAAUUUGGAGGAGGCCGUCACCGUUCAUAUUACCCAUUGGAAGUUCUUUCUGUGACUGAGAAUAAGAUGAAAAGAUGUCAUUGAUAUUUUAUUCAAUUUUUAUUUUUUAAAUUGUUAUUCAAAAUAAAUAUUAUGAAAAUAGAAAAUUCUAGAGCAGUAUUCAAACUUUUACCUAGCAAAUUUGGGGUUUUCUCAUGAAAAUUUUAUUCAACUAGCUCGAUUUGGAAUAAAUACAAGUAUAAUCCCAAUCGUUGUAGCUGUAGCAGUUGGUCAAAUGUGGUUUAGGGAGAACCGUCAAAUGUAAUUUUAGGAGUAGUUGGGCAAGUGUGGUAUUUAGGAGAGUUGGCCAAACUUGUUUUUCAGGUUAGUGGGCAACUGUGGUUUUACUGGGUGUUGGCCAAAUGUGAUUUUAUAGUGCAGUUGCCAAUUGUCGUAGCAUUUUUCCUUCUGGAAAAAAUAGAAG
This is a messenger RNA of Meloidogyne enterolobii, 1105 nucleotides long. The record is from the annotation of a GenBank genome assembly. NCBI's taxonomy places the organism in Eukaryota, Metazoa, Nematoda, Chromadorea, Rhabditida, Meloidogynidae.